CCCCCUCUUAAAAAUCAACCCCUCCUCCCCCUUUCGCCUCUGCAACACGCGAGAGAGAGAGAGAGAGACGUUGGCUUUCUGGCUUAAAGGCUAUUCUUUGUGCACAAUGACCUGAGGGAGGUCUCGACAGACCACUUCUUCUCCGCCAAAGAAGAAGAUGGCGAUGGUACAGCGACAAGGUCACGACCCAUCAUCGCCGCAGGAGCAAGAAGACGGUCCUUCCUCCUUCUUGUCCGACGAUGCUCUCUACUGUGAAGAAGGCAGAUUCGAAGAAGACGACGGCGGCGGCGGCGGCGGCGGCCAAGUUGACGGAAUUCCACUCUUCCCCUCACAGCCGGCGGAUCGACAGCAAGACUCGCCGUGGGCAGACGAAGACGGCGAGGAGAAGGAGGAGGAGGAGGCGGAGCUGCAGUCGCUCUUCUCCAAGGAGCGCGGAGCGAGGCCGGAGGUCGCGAAAGACGACGGGGGCGCCGUCGCGGCGCGGCGGGAGGCCGUGGAGUGGAUGCUGAUGGUGAGGGGCGUCUACGGGUUCUCGGCGCUCACGGCGGUGCUGGCCGUCGAUUACCUCGACAGGUUCCUCGCCGGUUUCCGCCUGCAGCGGGACAACAGGCCGUGGAUGACGCAGCUGGUGGCCGUCACGUGUCUCGCCUUGGCCGCCAAGGUGGAGGAGACCCACGUCCCUUUCCUCGUAGAACUCCAAGAGGUCGGGGACGCGAGGUACGUGUUCGAGGCGAAGACGGUGCAGCGGAUGGAGCUCCUGGUGCUGUCGACGCUCGGGUGGGAGAUGCACCCGGUGACGCCGCUGUCGUUCGUCCACCACGUCGCCAGGAGGCUCGGCGCGAGCCCCCACCAUGGGGAGUUCACCCACUGGGCGUUCCUCCGUCGCUGCGAGCGGCUCCUCGUCGCCGCCGUCUCCGAUGCGAGAUCGCUGAAGCAUCUCCCGUCGGUCCUGGCCGCCGCGGCGAUGCUGCGCGUCAUCGAGGAGGUCGAGCCGUUUCGUUCCUCGGAGUACAAGGCCCAGCUCUUGAGUGCCCUCCACAUGAGCCAGGAAACGGUGGAAGACUGUUGCAGAUUCAUUCUGGGAAUAGCAGAGACCGCGGGCGAUGCCGUGACCUCGUCCCUCGACAGCUUCCUGAAGCGCAAGCGUCGCUGUGGUCACCUUAGCCCGAGGAGCCCGAGCGGGGUCAUCGACGCCUCGUUCAGCUGCGACGACGACUCGAACGACUCGUGGGCCACCGACCCGCCAUCCGACCCGGACGACAACGACGAUCUGAACCCUCUACCGAAGAAGAGCAGGUCGUCGUCGCCGUCCUCCUCCUCCUCCUCCUCGGUGCCAGACAAGGUGUUGGACUUGCCCUUCAUGAACAGGAUCUUUGAGGGCAUCGUCAACGGCAGUCCUAUCUGAUCGUCUCCCUCUCUCUCUCUCUCUCUCUCUCUCUCUCUCUAGAAUUUGUAUCGACCCUUUUCAAUUAAAUCAAAGUGAAGAAAAUGUGAAGUGAAAGAUGAGAGCUUUGCGUUGAAGAAACGGGAAGGGUCUGCGCUUACGUAUGCAUGUCUUUUUUUGGCGCUCCCUCUCGGUCUCUUCAAUGAUCUUGAAGUGUCCCUUUCACUUCAGAAUUUGCUUCAUGUAUGGGACAUGGACAGGAGAUAUAUAUAUUAUGUCACCAUUACAAUAAAAAAUUACAAUUAUUUCGGAAUA
This is a messenger RNA of Eucalyptus grandis, 1699 nucleotides long. RefSeq names its product cyclin-D3-1. Gene Ontology annotation, cellular component: nucleus; cytoplasm; cyclin-dependent protein kinase holoenzyme complex. The coding region runs from base 158 to 1405 and encodes 415 amino acids. Gene Ontology annotation, biological process: mitotic cell cycle phase transition; regulation of cyclin-dependent protein serine/threonine kinase activity. Gene Ontology annotation, molecular function: cyclin-dependent protein serine/threonine kinase regulator activity. The record is from RefSeq and is a predicted model, not a curated record. The transcript has 4 exons. Lineage: Eukaryota; Viridiplantae; Streptophyta; Magnoliopsida; Myrtales; Myrtaceae.